Molecule: messenger RNA, 414 nt
Organism: Fusarium graminearum PH-1
Lineage: Eukaryota; Fungi; Ascomycota; Sordariomycetes; Hypocreales; Nectriaceae
Exons: 1
Coding region: 1-414 (137 amino acids)
Source: RefSeq, a predicted model, not a curated record
AUGGAACGCGGACCUAAGGACAUGACGCCAAUCGACAAUUCUGCUUUCAGUGUCUCUAUGAACGGAACAGAGGCGCGUCUUUGUAUUACAUGGAUGGAAGAAGAAACCUUUUAUGUCCAAAAGAUCCGAACCUUUGCUCUUCAAGAAGCGCAGCAGUUGUUGGAGUUUCGCAAGUGUAUUCUCAACAUUAUGGACUACGGUCGGAACGUGCGUCUUGAGAGCAUCGGAUCUGCACUUGACCUUUUACCUGAGGAGACAUUCGAGAGCGUCAAAUCAAGGAGUGACCUCUUAUCCGAGGAGGGGUUGGAAAGCAUCAAAUCAGUACUUGACCUUGAUCUUUUGUCUGAUGAGGAAUUAGAGGCCCAGGGAAUGAAUGUCCGGCGGCUGCGAAGUCGAAACAUACUGAGACCGUAA